CUAAGCUGGGAAAUGCAGGCGGCAAGUGGGCAAUCUGAGAUGUGGUGAACUGGGAAAUCAGGACCACCCCACUUUGGAGAAAAUUAAAGGAAUUGCCAGAGCCACCAAGGGGUAGCAAGUAGACGUGUCGUCCUGUCAUGAACACACCUCGGAGACGGCAGCCCACCAGCAGCCUGCAGAUGGCAGAAGCGGAGUUGCACAAGGAAAGGCUGCAAGCCCUCACAGAAAAACGGAAAAGGCAAACAGAGAUAGAGGAGAAGAGGAGACAGCUGGAAGAUCUCAUUUUGCAGCUACAGCAUCUAAAGUCCAAAGCGAUGAGAGAGAGAUGGCUUCUGCAGGGAACGCCAGCCGUCACAACAGAGGAGGAGGAAUUUAGGAGAAAACAGGUGGAAGAGGAUGAGCUGAGGGUGAAGAAAUUAGAGGACAGCAUUCACAUACUGGAAAGUGAAAUUGAGCACCUUGAGAGAGAAGAAUCCCAGAUUUCUGCCAAAGAGCAAAUUCUCAGAGAAAAAUUAAGAGAGACAGAGAAAUCCAUCGAGGAUUUACAAAAGAGUAUCUUGAGGACAGAUGGUGAUGCAGUGAAUUACGUUUAUUCCCAAAUUCCUGACAUCUCUGAAGUUUACUGCCAAAGGCCCAUGGAGACAUCAGCAGACGAACGAUUGCAGAGAAAGCCUCAAUGGUAUGCCAUGGAAAUCAAUGUGGAGAAAGACAGACAGACAGGAGAGACUAAGAUCCUUUCCACUUCGGCUGUAAAUCCAGAAGGCAUCCAUCACAGAGGUGUCAAGUUUACGAUGAUGGCACCCAAAGUGGUGUACGAAGUUAAAUCUGCAGGAACGACGACACUGGAAAAUGGUGUUCACCCCUGGAGCUCUUCUGAUGUAGAUGAACUCAUGCAACGAGUGGGCAAGACACAGAUAAGAGGCGGUUCAGAGAGAGUUACCGUCUCUCCUCGAGGUCAAGCGAAUACUAGCAGCGGCAAUCCAGGCGUACAGGUGGAGCAGAUGGUUCACAAAGAAGCCAAGCUGGAGAUGAUACGUAAUCAAGGCAAGGGCAUCUCUGAGAAUCCCAGCUGUGGGUUUCGACGAGGUGACCUGAAGUACCCGAAGCCACAUCCGAGAAGCCUGGUCACCAUGAUCUUCCUGGGCUACCAUGUGGAGGAUGAAGAAGAAACCAAAAAAUUGCUAGGCUACGAUGGCACCAUCAAAGCGGAGAUUGUCCUGAUCGAUGAAGAUGAUGAAAAGUCACUGAGGGAGAAAACUGUCACAGAUAUCACUAUGGACGGCAAUGCAGCUGACCUAGUCUCCGGUCGGCCUUUGUCAGACACUACUGAACCUUCCUCUGAAGGAAAUGAAGUUCAGCAAAGGAGCUCCCCAACAGCAGGUAUUCAAAAGAAAAAACGUUGUCGGUGCUGCACUGUCAUGUGACCACUUCUACUUUCUUCCUAGGAGCACAUUCUUCAGCCUCCUCUGCUUUAACCUCACCUUGUACUAACAGCACCUCUACUACCGUGACCUGGAAAGUGCGUUUCCUGGUCUCUUAGACUUCUGAAAUGCUCCUUCCCCUUCCCUUUCCUUUCCUUUCCUUUCCCUAUUCCCCUCAUCUGUCCCAUCCUCAAUCCUGUGAAAUAUUAAACGAUGGGUAGAGAAGGAAAUUGUACACCUUCAAGGGUACCAUGAGAGGUAUUUUUUUUUACUUUACUGAAAUAAUCAAUUAGAGAAAAAAGUCACACAAAACCGUUAACCAGACUAUCAAUUAAAAAAAAAAAUAAAGAUUUGAUAUAAUAUGGACAUGUAGAAGCAACAAUGAUUGCUAAUGAGAAAACAAAUUUAUAUUGUCUCCUAACACCCUGAGAUUUUCACAUAUGUGUAAAUGUACCUACCAAAAUGGCACUGCACAACCAGAACAGGCCGGGCAUAACAACAGAAUUUAGUUUAAAAAAAAAAAAAAAAAAAACAUUUCAGGUGAUCCAGAAUCCCAAUGUACGACCCAACACUCUCAAACAGUGUUAAUCUACAUCUGCUUUUAUAGCUUCCUUAACUUAAAUAAUUGUGAAUCAAACAAAACUCUAGAGUAACUCUGUGUGCAUAGAUCAAUGUGCAUUUCACACUUUGUUUAGUUUGCUUCCAUUUUUGAUACAUGACUCAAUUUUUUAUACACAUCUUACUGGUAGCCUUACAAUAUAUAUAUAUAUAUAUAUAAAGUGACACAUUUAUACAUGUUGGAGUAAUGUUUAUUUUCUUUGCCAAUUUAAUCCAAACAACCUGCUAACAUGAUAAAACAAUGACCUCUUGUCAGAUUAUGGUAGCAGAAAUACAAGCACUUACCAUACCAGCUCAGUUUGGGUGCUUGUGCCUAUUCUUCAAAUUAUUUUUUAAUGUGUGAUCAAUCAACUGAAGUUUUUUACUUAAAUAUGCUGUUGUAUUUCAAAGUUAUCGUGUUUACUUAUUUGGAGAUAAUUCACUAUUAAGUGCUUGGAUUUUCUACACUUUCAGCAUGGAGUUUUCACACUACUUUUCUAAAGGCCUCUAUUAUAAAGACAGCAAUGUCAAUCUUCUGCACAAGUUUCUUCAGUUUCUCUUUUAUUCUUUGUGAUAUCAGAGGAAUGGUAGAUUGAAACAUGGGAGGAUGUGCAAGGAUUUAUGUGUCAAUCAUAAGCAGACUGCAUUCUGCAUUCCUACUGCCACUUGGAGUUAGACGGAUGCUCAGCACUUCCUAACUCUUCACUCUCUUCUUUUUUCAAAACAGGGUUUUCGCAAGGUUAUGGUAGACGUUUUAGCCACUUCCAAACCUCUGGAGUGUGCCUUUAGUAACUUAGGCCUUUCUUCAGUACUGAGAUACUGACCAACCACAUGAUGGGCGAUCCUCUUAGUGGGCAGACACCUGAGGUGACCUUAUGUGUAGUUUACAAUAUUAACUAGACUGGUGCUGAAACCUCUGGAAUAUGCAUAGCUGGUGAGGAAGAAACUGCAGCCAAUGAGCUAAAUUCUUAGAUUUGUACUUACUGGUAAUAUGAAGAUAUAAUUACCACACCUUUUAGCAUAGUAAAAUGUAAGUAAUUCCUUAAUUAGCCAUAAUGUUUAUGCAUUACCACAAAAUCCAUUUGAUCAUCAAACCUCCCUACUGCUGAGAUUUUGUCUGUGACUCACCAUCAUGCAGAGUCAAGUGCCGCUCUGUCCCAUCCAGCAGUCGUUGUUGUAUCUCAUCUGUUCCUUUAGCUGAUUUCUCCACCAGAGGGAGCUCUUCCAUGAGUUUACAUAUCUCUGUGGAGUCCCUUUGACAGUAUGUGAAAAGCAGAUGAGUUAACACCUAUACAGUUCAUAAUGAAUGUCCUUUAAUGGGACAUGUUGGGCUUUCUGGCUCCCUUGUGAAAAUGUUCCCUACUGGUAGCUCCAACCGAAUUAAAAAAAGCCAGAAAAUAUCUCAUUCAAAGAAGAAGACUGACAGAUGGACAAAUUAAAAGCACAACACAACUAAGACAAUAAACCCUUGUAGAUUUUCAAGACCCUAAAUGUACUGGGACUGUUUGUCCUGUCCUGUCUGUGAUGGAACUUGCCAGUUUUACCAGUCACACUCGUUCACCUUUCUGCUGCCCCUAAGAUUAGUGCUGUACCUUUUCAAUUGACGGUAAUGGCUGUAUUACAGCCCCUGGCCUAUGCACCCCUGAGCUAUAGUAUGCUCUAAGGAACCAGGCAUUUUCCUGGACCGCCUUCAA
This is a messenger RNA of Erpetoichthys calabaricus (reedfish), 3712 nucleotides long. It is a transcript of the gene palm2akap2, whose product is annotated as PALM2 and AKAP2 fusion. Gene Ontology annotation, biological process: regulation of cell shape. Gene Ontology annotation, cellular component: membrane. The record is from RefSeq and is a predicted model, not a curated record. NCBI's taxonomy places the organism in Eukaryota, Metazoa, Chordata, Cladistia, Polypteriformes, Polypteridae.